Paramecium octaurelia is the source of this 3816-nucleotide messenger RNA. The record is from the annotation of a GenBank genome assembly. Lineage: Eukaryota; Ciliophora; Oligohymenophorea; Peniculida; Parameciidae.
GCCUAUGUCUUAGUAUAGGCAAUUAAAUGAGGGCGAGUUCCCACCCAAUAACAAUCCUCAAAUCAUAACAGGGUAUGAAAUACUUCGUUAGAGUGUCAACUUGGGAUUAAGACAAAAUCAGGAGGCACGUAAAAGUUCCUUGAAAGCAGCCGCAUUGGUUUCUCGAUAGAGUUAAAUGUACGCACAAGCAAAAGUAAGGCUCAAUUUAAUGUCAAGGAAAAAGGGAUUGCUUUGAAUGAAACAAUUGUGAAUUAUGAUGCUCCUACCAAUAACAAGCAAGAUCUAUUAAAAAAAGCAUAAAACAAAGGAGAAGAGUACAGAAACAUGGAUGAACAUAAAAUUGAUGUGAUUGCAUUAUCAUAAAGGUAAGUGAAAUAUAUUGAUUAUCCCUAGGUACGAAACUUCCUUAACAGACGGAUUAACUGAGGAAUAAGCUAUGGCAAAGAACAAAUAAUAUGGAGAUAAUAAAUUAACAGAAAAGAAAAAGAAACCAUGGUGGAUUAAGUUGAUCCUUGAAAUGGUUCAGCCAUUUUCAAUUUUAUUGUGGAUAGCAUCGAUUAUGUGUUUCGUUUUAUAUGGUGUUAAUCCCAAUGCUUUGGGUGCAAAAUCGAAUUUAUGGUUAGGUAAAAAUAUAAAAUUAUCGCCAAUAGCAAUUAUUCUGAUAGCCAUCAUUUUAUUAACCGGUUCUAUAACAUACAAUUAAUCUGCAAAAGCAGAUGCAUUAAUGGAAGGGUUUAAGAAUUUCCUUCCAUAGAAAUGUAUAGCAAUCAGAGGAGGAGAAAAAGUAGAAGUUCCUGCUGAGAAACUUGUUCCUGGGGAUAUCAUUGAGAUUAAAAUGGGAGAUAAAAUUCCUGCAGAUGUUAGAAUUAUCUAGUCAAGAGAAAUGAAAGUCGACAAUUCAGCUUUAACCGGAGAAUGCGAUCCAUUACUUAGAGUAACUGAACUCACAAGUGAAAAUCCUUUGGAAACUAAGAAUCUAGCAUUUUUUGGAACUCUAUGCAAGGAGGGAUCAGGAAAAGGCUUAGUUAUUUAAAUAGGUGAUAACACAGUAAUGGGUUAAAUUGCAGACUUAGCAACAGGCGGAGAAACUCCAGAAACUCCUUUGAAUAAAGAAUUGAAGAGAUUUGUGAUUCUAAUCUCAUGUAUAGCAGUAGGUCUAGGAAUCCUAUUCUUGAUAUUGUCAUUAGUAGUCGAAGAUGCAUCUGUUGAUACAGCAGUAGGGUAAGCUAUAGGAAUCAUAGUGGCAAAUGUACCAGAAGGUCUAUUAGGGUGUAUUACAGUAUCUUUGGCUAUCACAGCCAAAAGAUUGGCUGAUAAAUAAGUGCUAGUCAAAAAUUUGGAAGCAGUAGAAACACUUGGAUCUACAAGUUGCAUAUGUUCAGAUAAAACAGGAACUUUGACUUAGAAUAAAAUGACAGUUGCAAAUGUGUGGUAUGAUGGAUUAAAGAGAGUCGCUUUGAAUAAACUUAAACAUGGAAGGAAUACUGAAUAUGAAUAUGAUACUAAUGAUCCUACUUUUAGAGACUUACAUGAUUGUGCAAUCAUAACAAGCGAAGCCAAAUUUAACAUUUAAGCCAAAGACAAAGCGACUAUUAAUUGGUUGGAAACACCAACUAUUGGAGAUGCAUCAGAAACAGCUUUAAUUAAAUUCUUUUAACCAAUAGAAGAUAUUGAGAACACUAGACAAAGAAGAUAACUAGUUGAGUUAUCAGACAAGUCUUUAGCAAAGAUGCCAUUCAAUUCCACCAAUAAAUUCUCAUUAUGUAUUGUGAAUUGGGAGACCUAGGAUUCAUAUUAUUGUGUAUACAUAAAAGGAGCACCUGAGAAGUUAUGGACAUUUUCUAGUUACUUAUUAGUCGAAGGUAGAAACCAGCCAAUCGAUGAGUAGAUUACACAGAAAUUCAAAUCCGUCAAUGUCUCAUUUGGAAAAGGAGGUGAAAGAGUUUUGGGAUUUGCAAAAUUUCACUUACCAAGAUCUGAAUUCCAGAAAGGAUAUAAGUUUAAUUUGAACUCAAUUGACACAUUGAAAUUCAAAUUAGAAGGCUUUACUUUCUUAGGAUUGUUAUCAUUAAUGGAUCCACCAAAAGAGACUGUACCUUAAGCAAUUAAAAAAUGUUAAUCAGCAGGCAUAAAGGUCAUUAUGGUGACAGGAGAUCAACCACCAACAGCAGGUGCAAUAGCUAAAUAGAUUGGAAUCAUCACAGGAAAGACAGUAGAUGAUUUGUUAGAGGAAAAUCCAUCAAUGUCUUAUGAUGAAGCCUUUAAUUUGGCACCAGCAAUUGUAAUUCAUGGAGACAUGAUAGUCUAAGCUUUGGAGGAGGAGAAUUAAAAUGGAGAUUAUGUACCUGAGCAUAUGAAAGACAGGAGACUUAGGAGUUGGUGCAGUAAACCUUAAGUAGUAUUUGCACGUACAUCUCCAGCACAAAAGCUGAUGAUAGUAAGAGCCUGUCAAUACAUAGGACAUGUAGUAGGAGUGACAGGAGAUGGUGUAAAUGAUUCCCCAGCAAUCAAAUAAGGGGAUAUUGGUAUUUCAAUGGGUAUCAGUGGUUCUGAUGUCACUAAAGAUGCUGCUGAUAUGAUAUUAUUAAAUGAUGAUUUCGCAUCCAUUGUUGAUGGUGUUGAAGAAGGCAGAAAAAUAUUCGACAAUCUUAAGAAAACAAUUGUUUAUCUACUGACUUCAAAUAUCACAGAAGUGUUCCCAUAUGUUGGUGAAAUUGCCAUCGGAUUACCAUUACCUUUAAGCAAUGCCUUUAUUCUCACUAUUUGUAUUGGUACUGAUAUCUUACCUGCUAUUUCAUUUGCCUACGAAGAAGCAGAAAUCGAUAUAAUGACUCGUAAACCCAGAAAGAAGGAUGAUCAUCUAGUAUCACUGAGAUUAAUCACUCAUGCCUAUUUAUUAUAAGGAAUCAUUGCCACCUCAGCUGGAUUCUUCAGUUAUUUUAGUACUAUGAAUGAGUAUGGAUUCCCUCCAUAGUUACUUCUUAGUUUCAUGAAUACUCCUUACUAGAAGAUACCUUGGCCAACUAUUACAUUAGCUAAUGGAUAAUCAUAUGCUCCACCUCCUACCACUUGGGUAUGGGACUUACCAAAUAUGAAUAAGUAAACAUAUCUUCCACAUUUUUAGUCCAUUCUUAACCACUCAACCUUACAGUCCUGAUUGGCAAUAAGCUCCUAUUCUCACGGUUUAAGAGGGAUUCCAAAGAACUCCGCUUAAUUGGAUAAAUCCGGAAAUCAUUUACUAUGAUUUGCGAUACAUCUUUGUUUAUUACGAUCAAAACUAUUAAAGAUGGUUCCCUACCUUUGAAGAAUGGUAAAAUUAAAAUUCAGAUAAACUCUGUCGAUAUUUCGAUAGAUCUGAUUACUUACUUGAACAAAACUAAUAUCCCAUUAAUACCAAUGCUUGUUUCAAGACAGCAGCACUUAAAUAUGCCCAAACCUCAUAUUUUGUGGCUGUUGUACUUGUCUAAUGGUCUAAUGUCUUCUCUUGCAAAUGUAAGUGGCAGUGUAUUAUAUUUAGAACGUAAAAUGUCUGUGAUUUACUCUCCAAUUAACGUAGUUAUGUUUUAUGGUGUCCUCCUUGAAACUCUUAUUUUUAUUUUUAUCGUCUACAUUCCAGGAGUCAAUAAUUGGUUUGGUGCUAGACCUGUUGAUAUUUUAAAUUUAGGGUAAAUUAAUAAUUUGAUUAAUAGAAUGCCUGGUCUUCCAUAUUCUAUGUGUCUAUUUUGUUGGGAAGAACUAAGAAAAUACUUCAUUAGAAAUUAUGCAAAACCAGACAAGUAUUCGCCUAAUUUCUUUGAAGCAAAUUCAUUGUGGUGA